Dermacentor albipictus is the source of this 1951-nucleotide messenger RNA. NCBI's taxonomy places the organism in Eukaryota, Metazoa, Arthropoda, Arachnida, Ixodida, Ixodidae. The record is from RefSeq and is a predicted model, not a curated record.
CGCAGCGAGAACGGGCAGCAACAACAGCAACCACGACGACAACGACGACAAUUAGGCACAAGAGUUAAAAGAAGAAGAAAAACAAUAUGGCCAGAGGAGGCCUCACGAAAGACGGCACCGUCUCGAAAAAGGGAGCCGUUUCGCCACAACCCCUGAGGUCCCAACCAACUCGCCGUGGCGAAGCUCUCACACCACCAGUUGAAACCCGAGACGGGGUCGGCGCCUCCGACCACCCACCACUGAGACCAAGUAGUCGCCGCAUCUCGAACAGACCCGGCCGCGAGUCGCCGCAACAGGCUGCUUCGCCUGCGAGCAAGCCGUACUCACAGGCGCCCGCGCAGUCUUCGCCCAAGGCGACGGGAGGAACGGGCUCGCCGAAGGCCAGAGGCCCUCAGGCGGCGAAACUCGGCGCUUCGCCCGAAGACACCAGCUUCGCUCGGGCGCCGUCCGCGUCACCCAAGCCACGCGCCUCGCUGAAAUCUGGUGCAUCACCGAAGCUCGUCGGCUCUCCAGCGGCCACCAUUUCACCGCAGCGGAGUGGCUCUCUGUCACCAGCGAUGUCGCCACCGAAGCUUGCCACUCCCGCGACGGCUGGGCCAUCGCCAAAACCCAGCGCUGCUCCGGCACCUACCGUCUCGCCACUUCCAGGGCACAAAAGCGGCGUGGCAGAAGGCAAAGAAACCCCUUUGAAAAAACACUAUACGAAGCAUUCCGUGCCCUCUGUAAACCUGACGCGAAUACCAAAGAACGCCUGUGAGGAUAGCGUUGUGCUCUUCAACGAAGAAAAAUCAAGGUGACGACAAAACGAUAACGCGAAGGACGACCUUUAUGCUUCAAGUACAACUUGUUUUGACAGUGCGACGUCCACUGCUGACGUACAGCUUCGGUCAUCAGCUCGGCUACAAAGGCCAUCGCCCACUAAAUGAUCCAGCAUUGAAAUAACAUUUAUCUGGCGCUCGGAAAUAACACGCUCAACUCUUAUCAGGCUUAGCAUAUAUCAGUUAAUUGUGAUGUUACAGGGUCCUCAGUACAAAUCCGUCAUCACUCCUGGACUCAAUACCAGAUUGGAAGGGAGGACCAUGACAUCGGAAAGGAAUGCCAACGCUAAUGCCACUGAGCGUACUAAUCGUAUUUUCAACGACAUGGUGCGCAGCGGUUUAGAGUUGGUGUCGUAACCCGCAGACGAACGUUGAUCAGUUAAAAUCCACUGUGAUGAAUAAGGAAGAAAAAGACCAGUGCAAUAGGCAUACGAGUUCCUUUAUGAAGCGUGAAUAAUCACGAAAAAAAACGGCAUGAAGAACCGCGACAGAGAGAUCGAUAAUGUAGUCAUUGAAUAUCGUGUAAUUCGUAUUGCCAAUAACAUGACUAUGAACGCUUACCUGACAAUGAGCGCUUACACAAAGCAUGUGUCAUUGGCUUUGAAAAAAUCUUUUCCGCAGUGUUUCGAACACUGCAGAAGCAAAGCCACAUUAGUGAUCUACACAUCACUCGUGCGUCCAUUCUUUGAAUCAGUCGAUGUUUUCUUGCGAACAGGCACACAAGCAGACGUCAACUGCCGUCAAAUGCUUCAAACUGAAACACUCAGAUUGCGUUUGCAGCGCGUUCUCAGACUGACAUUCUGUGACUGUCAUUCUGUGACAGACCGCAUGACUGUUCAAACUUCAAUUUUCAAGGAAUACAGCAAGCUGCAAGUUUAAAUUAUGCACUUUCAAAGAGUGCGUAAGGAAGCCGAAAUUUAAUCUGACAGCUGCGCAGAAUAUAAAAAAAUUAUGUAAGCCGGUAUGAGGCUUAAGAGCCAUAUUUUGAGGCCCCAGUCAAAAAGGAAACGUGUACCGGUUUCCAUUUCCUUUUUCAUGAAAUAUAGCCUACAGAUAUUUUCCUCCCCGUGACUUGAUUUGCAUAUCAUUCGCAUAAUAUUUCUUGUAUCUGUCUCGAAACACUUCCAAUGUCG